GCAACACACACGAAAUUUAUCGUUUAAUUUGUUGUUUGGUGUAUAAAUCUUCAGUUAAAUUUAUUUUUACUUUUUUAUUUAAACACUGUUAAGUUUUCACCCGAAGAGCAAAGAAAUUCAGAGUAUAUAGAUGAUACAGGAACUGUCUUUUGUUACACUAUUGGUUAGCCGGGAAAAAUCACAGUCGGACGAAAACAAUGUCAAAAAGCGUGAUAGCUACGUAGUUGCCUAUGGUAUUUCAAUUUUCGUUUAUUUCGCCACAUGUAACGCUGUGGGGUCUACACCGAAAUUGUAUCGUACACAUUUAACACAAUAUCAGUCCUGUUUUCUAUUUAACAGGUCGUUACAACAAAUGCCAUGAUGGACCCGCUGUCAAAGAGAGAGGUGCAGGAAGACGUGGUUCAGUACCAACUUUUCUUGACUCGGCUUGACAGCCCCAGUUCACAAGCCACUGAGGAACAUCUGACACAUCUGAUAGAGACGAUUCUAGCCAGGUUUGCCCCAUUGCUCAUGCAGCACAUCUGGCAGCAUCAGCCAUUCAACCUGAAGUACCAGCCUGAGAAAGGAGGUGUUCCUGCUCACAUCCAGGGCAGCACUCAGUUUGGAGACAACGUGGAGGACGAGUGGUUCAUCGUUUACCUCCUCCAACAAAUCACAGAGGCCUUCCCUGAGCUAGCGGCCAGUGUCAAGGAUAACGAUGGGGAGUUUCUUCUGAUUGAGGUGGCAGACUACCUUCCCAAGUGGCUGAACCCAGACACCAGUGAGAACAGGGUGUUCCUCCACAGGGGCGAUUUGCAUAUCCUGCCCUGCCCGUCCCGUUCCAGUGCAGUGGGCUUCCACAAGAACGAAGUACCCAGUGUGGCGCAGGCUCUUGCCCUUCUCUCCUCACACACACAGGCUUGUCGGGCAAGUCCCAAGAUUUGUUCAGCUCUGAGGAAGCGGCUAGAGGGGUAUCCAGAGAAGAUUACAGCCAGCCUCCACCGUGCCCACUGCUUUUUACCUGCGGGCAUUGGCAUGGUGUUAUCGCAGCGACCAGACCUGGUUGCGCCAGCAGUUUCAGCGUUCUACCUGCGGGAUCCAGUGGAUCUCCAGGCCUGUCGAAGCUUCAAGACUUUUCCUCCUGAUACACGAGUCCUCACCUUGGUGACAUUCACCCGUUGCCUGUAUGCCCAGCUACAGCAGCAACAGUUUGUCCCAGACAGGAAGAGUGGCUUCACCCUGCCCGCCCGCUCUCACCCACAGUACAGAGCCUACGAGCUGGGCAUGAAACUGGCCCAUGGUUUUGAGAUCCUUUGUUCAAAGUGCAGGCAGCCAUCUUCAGAGCCUGAUGCUCCAGUCACCUGUAACCCUCAGUGGAAAGGCUUCCUAGAGAGCCUAAAAAGGAACGACUAUUUCCGGGGAGAGCUGGAAGGCUCAGUUCGGUAUAGAGAACUGAAGACAUCAGCAGAAAACUUCUUCAAACAGUUUGUCUCCUCAACAUCGAGUUCCAGUGGUAAGUCCCCAGGUGAGGAGAUUCUUCAGCUGCUGCAGAGUUGUCCUCCCUUCAAUUUGGAGGAACUGAAGAGACAGGAGGCACAGCUCCCCCAGGAGGACAGCGACAGCUGGCUGGAUAUUACAGCGCAGGAUUUGGAGCAUAUGUUACAAGAGAGAAGCAGAGGCAGCAUUGGUGUUGGCAACCAAAAGCCCACUUCCUCUAAACAAACACAGCAUGUCAGGGGUGCAGAGGAAAGAAAGGAGAAGGAUGAAGACAAGGUCGAGGAGGAAGAGGAGGCCAGUUACAGCCUAGUAGCAGUCACCAAGGGAAUGAAGAACUUCCUCAAUGCCAUGUCGUCCCACGAGGGUGCUGAGCUGCCCUGGGCCAGUUCAAAUCAGCCUUUCAGUUUUGACCCAGAAUCCAUGGCCAGUGCACUGGACAGACUGCUGGGAAGCAAGGAAGAAGAGCUAGAUUCUGAUGAUCUAGACGACGACGACGAUGAUGAUGGUGAUGAUGAGGAGGAGGAGGAAGAAGAGGGUUCCUCUAGUCCUCAUGGGGAGAAGGGGGCAGAAAGUCUGGAAAGUCUCAGAAGAUACAUGGACCAAAUGGACCAGGAGUUGAUGGGCACUAAUGUAGGACAAAGCUUUACACAGAGGCAGAAGACGCAUGAUGAGGCAGGCCAUGCCAAUGGCUCACCACAUCCUGCUGCCCGAGGGGGUUUGUCAAGGGAAGAAGGGGAGGAGGAGGCAGAGGAGGAGAUCCAGCCCCUGGAUGUGGAUCUGAACCUGGUCACCAACCUGCUGGAGUCCCUCAGCUCCCAGGCCGGGCUGGCCGGUCCAGCCUCCAACCUGCUGCAGAGCCUGGGCAUCCACCUGCCACCCAACACCGAUCACUCAUAAUGAACAAGCAUGGGGAAAUAACUAAGCCAACAGCCAGUGUUUACCAGGCUCCUGUGCUUUAUCAGAGGUAAUAAAUAAACACCAGGCCAGGCCCAGAAUCUGCAGUUUAUAAAGCUGAAUGGCUUUAUUAGUUUGAUAAGUCUACCUGUAUUGUCAAAGCACCCACUGAUGUUGACACCAAUUAAUAUUAAACAUACACAAAUAAAAUUAAGUUUACAUGUGUACAAUACAAACAUAUUUUAACAGAGUAAGAUUAAUCACAUAUAAUUAACCACAAAAGCAACCCCUCUCAAGGAUUACAGGGUGUUUGUAUUCAAUGUACUCUUAGUCCACAAGUUGUGACAUAAAUAUACAUUUGUAGCGAUAACAAUCCGGCUGGCUCCUCUCACCAAAUACAGUUGUCAUCUUCUCUCAGUCCAUUGAGGUUUGGAAUUCAUUGACUGUCACUAAAAUAUGGGAAAUACACAUCUCUGAUGCCGAGAUGUUUAGAAUAGUGUCAGAGGGAAUGCAUUUCAUUUCUUCUGGUGAGAAUCUGGUGAGAAGGUAAAAAUCUGUUUUCUCUGGCAGAUUGUGAUGCUGUAAUACUAGAACAGGAUAAGGCAGCAAUGACUUAAAUUUUCUAACAGUGGCCUGGCCGUAGCGCAGCACAACUAGCCUGACUUGCAGAACCUUGUGUCUCUGUUUGAAAUCAUGAUAAUGAUACAGUGAAAGAAACAAAAUACAUUCAUGCAUCAGCAUUUCUGUGAUGUUUACAUUACAUGUUUUAAUUUACAGUUUGUGUAAUAUCAUUAUUGGAGAGUCAGUUUUGUAGUGUUGAAAUGACUUGGAACAAGAUAAAUUGUAUUGGGAAAUAAAGCGAUAUUUUCUAUAAAUGUUUAACUGUCUGCUGUGUUUGGUGCAGUA
Myripristis murdjan (pinecone soldierfish) is the source of this 3276-nucleotide messenger RNA. It is a transcript of the gene ecd, whose product is annotated as ecdysoneless homolog (Drosophila). The transcript has 14 exons. Lineage: Eukaryota; Metazoa; Chordata; Actinopteri; Holocentriformes; Holocentridae. The coding region runs from base 358 to 2373 and encodes 671 amino acids. The record is from RefSeq and is a predicted model, not a curated record. Gene Ontology annotation, cellular component: nucleus.